Molecule: messenger RNA, 3645 nt
Organism: Coregonus clupeaformis (lake whitefish)
Lineage: Eukaryota; Metazoa; Chordata; Actinopteri; Salmoniformes; Salmonidae
Product: short transient receptor potential channel 3
Exons: 12
Coding region: 173-2848 (891 amino acids)
Biological process (GO): regulation of cytosolic calcium ion concentration; calcium ion transmembrane transport; manganese ion transport
Cellular component (GO): membrane; cation channel complex
Molecular function (GO): store-operated calcium channel activity; protein binding; inositol 1,4,5 trisphosphate binding
Source: RefSeq, a predicted model, not a curated record
GGUCUCUUUGAAUGGUGAAGGGUGGUUUUUAGACUUUGUAAAACAGGCCUACAACUGAAGUUGAAUCUAUUUAUAGUUGAAGGACAAACCGUUUUGACUAGUAGAGUGUCUUUAUUAUCCCAGAUGGGUAAUGUUCUUUAUAGCUGUUAGUCAAUAAAACUUGGUGGUAAGUAUGUUUGCAAAAGUCAGAGCUCUUCACAGAGGAAGUAACCAUGAUGUCGUUUUCUCCAUCUCUGCAAGGAAAGCGGUGGCAGAACUCGAGCUCCCCACCCACCGGCGGAUGACGGCGGCGCGGGAGAAGGGUCGUCGACCGGCGAUGCGCGGGCCGGCCUUCAUGUUCAACGACCGCACCACCAGCAUGACCGCCGAGGAAGAGCGCUUUCUGGACGCCGCAGAGUACGGCAACAUCCCUGUGGUCCGCAAGAUGCUUGAGGACUCCACCACGCUCAAUGUCAACUGCGUGGACUACAUGGGCCAGAACGCAUUGCAGCUGGCGGUGGGCAACGAGCACCUGGAGGUGACGGAACUGCUCCUGCGGAGGGAUAACCUGGCGCGCAUCGGUGACGCCCUACUCCUGGCUAUCUCGAAAGGCUACGUCAGGAUCGUGGAAGCCAUCUUGGCCCAUCCGUCCUUCCAGGCCAGCGAGCGGCUGACACGGAGUCCGUGCGAGCUGCAGGACGAUGACUUCUACUCGUACGAUGAAGACGGCACGCGCUUCUCGCCCGACAUCACCCCCAUCAUUCUGUCUGCGCACUGCCAGAAGUACGAGGUGGUGCACAUGCUGCUGCUGAAGGGCGCGCGCAUCGAGCGGCCGCACGACUACUUCUGCAAGUGCGCAGAAUGUGCCGAGAAACAGGGCAAAGACUCUUUCAGCCACUCGCGCUCGCGCAUCAAUGCCUACCGGGGCCUGGCUAGCCCGGCUUACCUGUCGCUGUCUAGCGAGGACCCGGUGCUCACCGCACUGGAGCUCAGCAACGAACUGACCAAGUUGGCCAACAUCGAGAAGGAGUUCAAGGAUAAAAAGAGCCAUAAAAAAGAAACCACGCAGCACAAUUGCUUCUCCCUGAAUGACUAUCGCAAGCUGUCUAUGCAGUGUAAGGACUUUGUAGUGGGAGUGCUGGACCUCUGUCGGGACACAGAGGAAGUGGAAGCCAUUUUGAAUGGAGAUGUUACUGCCGAGAAGGAGGCGGGACAGGGCCUUCGCUCUCUCCUGAGCAGGGUCAAACUGGCCAUCAAGUACGAGGUGAAAAAGUUCGUGGCCCACCCCAACUGCCAGCAACAGCUGCUGACGAUCUGGUAUGAGAACCUGUCUGGCCUGAGGGAGCAGACUAUCGCUGUGAAGUGCCUGGUGGUGGUGGCUGUGGCCCUGGGUCUGCCCAUGCUGGCUGUGGGUUACUGGUUCGCCCCUUGCAGUCGGCUGGGCAAUGUCCUGCGCAGCCCCUUCAUGAAGUUUGUGACCCAUGCCUCCUCCUUCAUUAUCUUCCUGUGCCUGCUGUUGUUCAACGCAUCGGACCGCUUCGAGGGCAUCAGCACCAUGCCAAACGUGACCGUCACUGACCACCCCAUGCAGAUCUACCGGGUCAAGACCACUGAAUUCAGCUGGACUGAGAUCCUCAUCAUGGUCUGGGUCACAGGGAUGAUGUGGUCUGAGUGUAAGGAGCUGUGGACCGAGGGGCCAAGGGAAUACAUCCAGCAGCUGUGGAACGUUCUGGACUUCGGCAUGCUCUCAAUCUUCAUCGCCGCUUUCACCGCCCGGUUCUUCGCCUUCCUCCAAGCCACCAGAGCCCAGCAGUACGUCAACGAAAAGGUCCACGCUACUGAUCUCUCCCUAGUGACCCUACCCCCGGAGGUCAAAUACUUCACCUACGCGAGGGACAAAUGGCUGCCAUCAGACCCCCAGCUGAUCUCAGAAGGACUAUACGCCAUCGCCGUGGUGCUGAGCUUCACACGCAUCGCUUACAUCCUGCCGGCUAACGAGAGCUUCGGACCGCUCCAGAUCUCCCUGGGCCGCACUGUCAAAGACAUCUUCAAGUUCAUGGUCCUGUUCAUCAUGGUCUUCCUGGCGUUCAUGAUCGGCAUGUUUAUCCUCUAUUCCUACUACUUGGGUGCGAAGGUCAACCCGGCAUUCACCACGGUGGAGGAGAGCUUCAAGACUCUGUUCUGGUCUAUAUUUGGGCUGUCUGAGGUGUCUUCCGUGGUGCUCAAGUACAACCACAAGUUCAUCGAGAACAUCGGCUAUGUGCUCUACGGAAUCUACAACGUGACCAUGGUGGUGGUGUUGCUCAACAUGCUGAUCGCCAUGAUCAACAGCUCCUAUCAAGAGAUCGAGGAUGACGCGGACGUGGAGUGGAAGUUUGCACGCUCCAAACUGUGGCUGUCCUACUUUGACAACGGCAAGACGCUGCCUCCUCCCUUCAGCAUCGUUCCCACUCCCAAGUCCUUCUACCACCUCAUUAGGUGGAUAGUUGGCAUGCUGCAUUGCCGACGACGGAGCCUGAAGAAGGACGUCGAGCUGGGGAUGGACAGUUCGAAGUCCAGGCUCAAUCUCUUCACCCAGUCCAACCCGCGCAUUGCAGAGUCACACAGUUUUAACAGCAUCCUGAAUCAACCCACUCGCUAUCAGCAAAUCAUGAAAAGACUCAUCAAACGCUACGUGUUGAAAGCACAAGUGGACAAAGAAAACGACGAGGUCAAUGAAGGUGAGCUGAAAGAAAUCAAGCAGGACAUCUCCAGUCUACGGUACGAACUCCUGGAAGACAAGUCUCGGGCUACAGAGGAGCUGUCCUUUCUUAUCCAGAAACUGAGUGAGAAACUGAAGCUAGGCCCUACAACACGCUUCUACGAGUGACCCCACCGCCACCCCACAGGACAAGCAAAGCAGCCAACAUCCCAGCAUUUCUCCACAUACUCCACAGCACCCCCUGGCCAGGUUGUUUGGUAAAAGAGAAUGUCUUCUCUCUGCAGUUUGCAUGAAGUUAGUUUAAACAGACAAGAUCAGCACAAGUAAAGGCAACAGCAUAAAGGAUUGUUGCCUCACUAUUUUGGUGUAGGGAGAAGUUGCCCUUAGACUCUGAUCUUGGGUCAGUUAAGCGUUUCCCCACUAAUGGUUAUGAUUAUGAUUGAUCUGUACCUAGGGGAAACUUCACCCCAGAGCCACUAUUUUUCAUUAAGACAAAAAUAGGGUUAGUGUUAUUGAUAUUUAUAUAUCAUAACUUAUUAACAUCUUUUAAGUAAAACAUAGUGGCGUAAUCUCUUUCAUAAGACAUACUUUAGACAAUGGUUGUUUAAUACUGGUUUUAUCUGAUUCUUUCUCUCGUUACAGAUUUAUAACCAAACAGUAGGAUUAUUUGCAACAUUUCCUCAUAAAUUCUCUCAUAAAAUAAUCAGUCAUUGAUUAAUGUCAUUAUUAUGUUUUUUCCUGAAAUCCACCUAGUUGCAAAGCACCUUUUAUUUUCUACAUAAACACUGGUCUUGUUGCUCUAGUGCUAUGGCUAUUUUGGGGUUCUUCCAUUUCGUGUUUUGAAGUUGUGUCCAGCCCUGGUCCUGGAGAGUGCACAUCAGAAUACAGUAAACAGUACAGGGGAAUAGCCAAAGAUCUACAUUGCAUUCGGAAAUUAUGCAGACCCCUUGACUUUUUUCACAUUU